AAAACAAUCACCUCGAAAAGAAGUGCAUCGCUAAAACGCGGCAAAUAAAUGAGUUACAAGGGGAAAUUCAGAAUUUGAAAGAAAAACUGGUAAAUAAAGACAGGCAGAUUGCAGAUAUGCAGAUAAUAUGCCGUUAAAUCUUAAAUGCUUAAAAUGGCAAACCAAAACAGAAUGUAUGCAGAGAAUGAUAGUCUAAUGCUCAGAGUGAAAAUGGCAGAACAGAUAGCAGCAAGGGCAAGGGCUUCCCUACCAAAGGAAUCUCGGGUUGCUGCAAAGAAACAGCUUUUGCAGGAAACGGUUACACAAGCAAACAAUGCCAGAUUCGAUCAGACAGCAGAAACUGAAACUUUAGCCGAAAUAGCAGAAAAUAUGACGGUGGCAGUUGUGGAAUAUACAAACCAGAGUGUGUAUAUUGGAGAAAUGGAGGGAAACAUGAUAACCUUUGCCAGUCGGCCAGUCGGAAAACUAACAGUUCUCUCAACGUAAAAAAUAAACAGAGCGUGAUUUUGAAUCCCUUGGACAAAAUGAAAAUUAAUCGUCGAUAUUUAAUUGCAAAAUUCGAAGGAUGUAAGAAAGACAACGUAAUACAAUUAUCGGAAAUUCAGAUUCAACUUAUAAAUCAGUCCGUAGCUUCGUAUUGUUCCAAACAAGCUUCAGACAUCUAAAACCUCAUAUAUUUGGUAUGAUCAUAAAUAUCAGAUAACAGUUUGCCUGUACAUAUCUUUUAAACCUUGUUUUUGUAUUUCAGUAAGCUUACAUUGUGUUUUCAUUUUGUAAAUAUUUGUACAUUUUAUGAUUGAGUUAUUUUUUAUUUACUUUUGCUUUGCC
Mya arenaria is the source of this 828-nucleotide messenger RNA. RefSeq lists its product as uncharacterized. Bases 145 to 486 code for a protein of 113 amino acids. The transcript is spliced from 6 exons. Lineage: Eukaryota; Metazoa; Mollusca; Bivalvia; Myida; Myidae. The record is from RefSeq and is a predicted model, not a curated record.